AUGAAUAUUAUUAAUGCCUCUAUUUAUGUUGAUUAUUCUAUUAAUCUACUUCAUGUACUAAGUCAUAUCCCUUCUAGAAUUGUCCCAGUCAAAAUAAAAAAUGUACAAGUUAAGGAUAUUUGUUUGGAAGCUUCAAGAGGAUUAGUAUCUUUACUCUCAUACCCAUCUAAUAUAACUUAUAUUGGAAUUUGUGUUUCAUCAAACGCUAUUGCUAUUAGAGAUCCUAUUCGUUUACUAUAUGCAGAAGGUUCAAGUGUAUUAAAUCAAUUUGAUAUGUUACUCACUACAUUUCAAAAAUUACCAAAAACACCAACUGGUAAUAUUGUUCUUUCCUCGUUAAGAAUUCAUUACAUUAAUUACAUUGAAUUAUUCCUCAAAAAUAAUAAUGGGAUAUUUUGUAUAGAAUUGGAUGGGUCAAUCACACACUCCAUCCCUCAAUGUCCAAUUGUUUAUUGUGGAACUUUUAAUCCAUUUCAUAAAGCACACAAAAAGAUUAUUGAAUAUAUGUCAAUGAGAUUUACUCAUCGACCUAUUAUUUUAGAUAUCUCACAGAGAAGUGAAGACAAGUCAGUUACCUCUUUGACUAAUACAUUUAUUAGGGCUUCACAAGUUGCUGGUAUUUACAAGGUAAAUAUUUCAAAUACUUCACUUUAUAUUGACAAGUGCAAGAAUUAUCCUGGGGGUACAUUUGUUGUUGGAUUAGAUACUGCAGUCAGAAUUCUAAAUAAGAGGUACUAUCAAAAUAGUGAAAUCAAUUUAAAAAAGGCAAUGCACACUAUUGCAGAUAUGGGUUGUAAUUUUAUUGUUGUUGGAAGAAAAGAUGACACUACAAAUAAAUUCUUAGAAUUUGAUUUUGUUAAGUCAACACUUCCUGCAAAGGAAUAUCAUUAUCUCUUUAUCUCUCUUAAUGAAAAAGAAUUUAGAUAUGACCUAUCAUCAACUUAUCUCAGAGCCAGAGGGACUGUUUUAAAUAAAAACAUAUUACCAAAACUUUAA
Molecule: messenger RNA, 996 nt
Organism: Entamoeba dispar SAW760
Lineage: Eukaryota; Evosea; Mastigamoebida; Endamoebidae
Exons: 1
Coding region: 1-996 (331 amino acids)
Cellular component (GO): nucleus; cytoplasm
Molecular function (GO): nicotinamide-nucleotide adenylyltransferase activity; ATP hydrolysis activity
Source: RefSeq, a predicted model, not a curated record